AUGACUGGACGUAAGUACAUUGACAUUCCCUUCGUUGUCGCUACCCUCAUCGCCCUUGGCGGCAAAGGUGGCAAGGGCCUCGGCAAGGGCGGUGCCAAGCGUCACCGAAAGAUUCUUCGUGACAACAUCCAGGGUAUCACCAAGCCCGCCAUCCGUCGUCUCGCUCGUCGUGGUGGUGUCAAGCGUAUUUCUGCCAUGAUCUACGAAGAGACCCGUGGUGUCCUCAAGACUUUCCUCGAGAGCGUCAUCCGCGAUGCCGUCACAUACACUGAGCACGCCAAGCGCAAGACCGUCACCUCGCUCGACGUCGUCUACGCUCUCAAGCGCCAGGGCCGUACCCUUUACGGUUUCGGUGGUUAA
Bipolaris oryzae ATCC 44560 is the source of this 360-nucleotide messenger RNA. RefSeq lists its product as uncharacterized. Gene Ontology annotation, cellular component: nucleosome. Bases 1 to 360 code for a protein of 119 amino acids. Gene Ontology annotation, molecular function: protein heterodimerization activity; structural constituent of chromatin; DNA binding. Gene Ontology annotation, biological process: nucleosome assembly. Lineage: Eukaryota; Fungi; Ascomycota; Dothideomycetes; Pleosporales; Pleosporaceae. The record is from RefSeq and is a predicted model, not a curated record. The transcript is spliced from 3 exons.